GGGGCGCGCGGGCCGCAGGGCGCAUGCGUGGGCUGCCGGCGCGGGGCGGAAGUGUCGCGCGGGCCGGCGCGCGGCGGUGGGGCGCGGGGCGCCCAUGGGGCUCCUUAAAGGUGCCGCCGCCCGCCCCCCUCCCGGUGCCGGCGGAGGGAAACGCCGCGCGUGGCUGGAAUGAGCAGGGGGCCAGCGCCAUGGCCGAGAAGACAUCACCGAGCCCCGGCGGGGGCAUCACGCCGCUGCAGCAGAUGCUGGCCUCGGGGACGGGGGCCAUCCUCACCUCGCUCUUCGUGACGCCGCUGGAUGUGGUGAAGAUCCGGCUGCAGGCCCAGAGGACCCCCUUCUCCAAAGCAUUGCCAGCGUGGUCUGUGCCCUGGGGUGCUCGGCAGGCCACAUGGAAGUGUUUCCUCUACUGCAACGGGCUCAUGGACCAUCUGUACGUCUGCCAGAAUGGCAAUGGCUGCACUGCCUGGUACAAGGCCCCCACCCACUUCACUGGCACUCUGGAUGCCUUUGUGAAGAUCACACGCUACGAAGGCAUCAGGUCUCUCUGGAGCGGCUUGCCCCCCACCCUGGUCAUGGCCGUGCCAGCCACCGUCAUUUAUUUCACCACCUAUGACCAGCUCCGGGACUACCUGAACGCUCGGACGGGAAGCCGGGGGCACCACAUCCCCUUGCUGGCCGGGGCCCUUGCCAGGCUGGGUGCCGUGACGGUCAUCAGCCCCUUGGAGCUCAUCCGCACCAAGAUGCAAUCCCGGCAGCUCAGCUACCGGGAGCUGGGCGUCUGCAUCCAGUCGGCGGUGGCUCAGGAUGGCUGGCUGUCCCUCUGGAGGGGCUGGGGACCCACCGUGCUGCGCGACGUCCCCUUCUCGGCUCUCUACUGGUUUAACUAUGAGCUGGUGAGGGAAUGGCUCUGCAGGCAGGCGCGGCUCGACGAGGCCACGUUCAUGAUCAGCUUCGCAUCUGGGGCCAUCUCUGGGACGGUGGCUGCAGUGCUGACGCUGCCCUUCGACGUGGUGAAGACCCAGCGGCAGAUCGAGCUGGGAGGCAGCGAGGUGCACCCAGUUGCAGCCUCCAAGCCUUCCUCCACCUGGUUACUCAUGCGGCGCAUCCGUGCUGAGUCUGGCACCCGGGGGCUGUUUGCAGGCUUCCUGCCCCGCGUCAUUAAGGUGGCACCCGCCUGCGCCAUCAUGAUCAGCACCUACGAAUUUGGCAAGACCUUCUUCCAGAAGCUGAACCAGGAGCGGCAGCUGCGCGGGUUGUGAGCUGGGGCAGGGCUGGAUGCGGUCGGGGGAUGCUGCCAACCCCGCUGCUCCCGGCGAGGUGCCCCAGGAGCAGCGAACCACACUCGGCUGUGCAAAGCCCAAGUGCCUUCGUGCUGCGCUCUGCCUCCCGCUGCGUGCGCACAGAGGCAGGGCCAGCCUGGCCCUGCUCUCCAUCCCCAGCCACGCUGGGGGACAUCUGUCCCUGCUGCUGUGACACUGGGGGGGGAUGUGGAGUUGCCCCACACUCAUCCUUUGAGGCUGGACAGAUGCUGCUGCUGGAUUCACGGACGCUCUGGCGAGGAUGGGGUGCCUCAGGAGCCUUGGCAGGGCAGGAGAUGGGAGCUGGGGCUCUGGCAAGGACCAAACCAUUGGGGGCUUCUCUGUGGGCCUUCCUAGGCCCCCCAGCCCUGCUCCAGCUGGGAAUCUGCCCCUCCUCACCAUCAGUCACGCACAGUGUCCCCUUGCUGGCUCUGCAUAGCACUGGGACGCAUUGGGACCCUCUUCCCUGCCUCCAGACCUCUCCCUCCCACUUAGGGUGUCCCUGUCCCCUGGCAGACCCUGGGCUUGGAUCCUGUGUGGGGACAGACCUCGCUGCUGCUCCGGGGGCGCUGGCAGGCAUCCUGGCACCAAACCUCUGCCCGUGCCUCGUCCCUUCACUACGAGGGCCUGCCCCAGCAUCGUGCCUGGUGUGGGUGCUGCCCCAGGUUGCCCUGGGACUCCAGGGGCAAAUUCCUCUUAUUUUCUUAAAUAAAAUAUUUGUCUCUUA
Messenger RNA from Phalacrocorax carbo (great cormorant), 2025 nucleotides. Lineage: Eukaryota; Metazoa; Chordata; Aves; Suliformes; Phalacrocoracidae. The record is from RefSeq and is a predicted model, not a curated record.